AUGACCUCUCCCUUUUUAGAUCUCUCUGGAGAUUCCAUCCCUCAAGAACAAGUCCUUGGAUGUGGAUCUUCAGCGGUUGUGGUUUUGCGUGACGGCAUCGCCGUCAAAACACCCCUAAGAUAUAUUUGGAGCUCGGAUAUCGAUGUUCAGAUGAACCUUGAAGUCAUCCAACGUGAACAAAAUGUCUAUCGUCGGUUUCAAGAAUCUAAUACCCAAUGUGGCGGUAUUGUUAACUGCCUUGGUUUCUUAAGAGAUGCUACCCAGCUCGCUUAUAUGGCAAAUGGCGAUCUUCGCACCUACCUAGCAACCAACAAACCACCCCAACAGCUCCAACUUUCGUGGUUUCGUGAUAUGACUCGCGCGCUCGAAUAUAUCCACGAUCGACGUGUGCUUGUGGCAGAUAUUGCUAGUCGAAACUUCCUUCUCGAUUCAGAUCUAACAAUCAAAUUCUGCGAUUUCUCCGAAGCAUCUCUUCUACCCUUGGAUACCGAUAUGGAUACUGUCGAUGAUAACGGAUACUCAACUCGAAUAGAUCUUGGCUUUCUCGGGGCAGUUAUCUAUGAAGUUGUGACUGGCGAGAAAUGCGAGAUCGAUCUCUUUAAAGAUAACCUUCCGAGUGAUGGCCGCGCUACCUGGCCGCGAAGAGAGUUCCUUCCCAACACCGAAAAUGUUUGGCUUGGCUCAAUCAUUGAAGACUGCUGGGUCGACGGAGGAUUUCAAAAUGCGCAUAGCUUGCUACGAGCACUAGAUUCAAUCGCUCUACAUUCCCCAAGCCCCAAAUCUUUAUACGAUCGACCUUCAUUGACAGAAUUCAUCCAAAACUUGGUCGAUGAGCGGUCGAUCGUAACGCUGGCAGUCAUCCUCGGUGCCUUGGGUACGCUCGCCCUAUAUGUGAAUAGAAAGCAGCUGUCAGUGUCUUGA
Molecule: messenger RNA, 921 nt
Organism: Penicillium psychrosexuale
Lineage: Eukaryota; Fungi; Ascomycota; Eurotiomycetes; Eurotiales; Aspergillaceae
Product: Serine/threonine-protein kinase HT1
Exons: 1
Coding region: 1-921 (306 amino acids)
Biological process (GO): protein phosphorylation
Cellular component (GO): cytoplasm
Molecular function (GO): protein serine/threonine kinase activity; ATP binding
Source: RefSeq, a predicted model, not a curated record